This is a messenger RNA of Cuscuta campestris, 1982 nucleotides long. The record is from the annotation of a GenBank genome assembly. Lineage: Eukaryota; Viridiplantae; Streptophyta; Magnoliopsida; Solanales; Convolvulaceae.
CAGCCUUUUCAACAUAAUUUCCAAUCAACAUAAAAUCAAAAUAAAUUCAUUCAAAAUAAACAUCGCCGCCCAUAUAUACCCGCCUGGUACAUUCAAGAACACAAUAAAAAUGUCUCUAGCCGCGAGGGGGGGGGGGGAGCGAUCCCUAUUCAAAAACAAAGGAGGCGGCGCCACCACUUCCACCGCCGAAGCCCCCAUCGUGAAACACCGGUUCCUAGGGUUUUUAAUCUGGCAAGCUCUCCAAUCCACCGCAUUCAUCUUCCUCAAGAGUAUACUCUUUUCCCCUUUCACUACAAACCCUCUGAAACCCUCAUUCAUCGGCUUAUUCGCUUUCAUAGCCUUCCACCUCUCACUCCUCCUCUUUGCUUCCGCCGUCUUCGUUCUCUCCACCCCUCACCCUCUCCGGGCAGCUUCUCCACUUGAGCUCCUGCUCGGUUUGGUGCGGAUUGUUUUUGUCCCGAAGUCUAGCUCUCAGCCGCUGCUCUCGCCGGACUUCCAGCGCCGUGCUAGGGUUUCGCUCUGUUUUGUUCUGUUUUUGGGGGUUUGUGGUCUUUCUGCGGUGGUGUCCAUUACCUCUGUUUGUUUGAGUACUGAUGCUUUCAGUCAAUUUUGGUCGAGGAGGAUGAUUAUCUGGAAUAUAGGGUUUAGGGGUUUGGGGGUUGGGCUGUUCUAUGGGAUUCACUACGUUCUUAAAAAGAGAUGGAUUCUACAGUUCCCAAUUGUCCAUCGUCCUCCUUUCUUCAGCUUUAAGAUGGGUAUUCCUUCAGCUAUCAGGCGUGCUGUAAAACUUACAACAAUAGGUUUCCUGUUGUCAUCUAUUCUGUCAUUUGGUCUUCCCAGUGAGCUUAGAGGCCAAAUGACAGCCAUGAAGUUCAUUACUGAGCAUAUAAUAUUCUACAUGGGAACCUUUGUGCUGUUUCUAUGCUGGGAACUAUCUCAUCAUUUACAUCAGGUUCUGCAAACAAAACGGUUUGUAUUUUCACAUCCAAAAGGUUCUGCAGCAGCUGAAACAAAUCCAAGUGAGCCUCUUCUUGUGACACUGGAAGAGAGCAUGCCAAGGUCCCUUUUGCAGUAUCUAGCAUAUAUUGACCUUUGCAUGGUUUGUGAGAGUAAUGUUGAUUCUUGGCGCCGAGCUGCAUUUUUUGAAGAAACUGGUGAGACUUACAAAAGGGUAGUGGAUGCAUGCUUGCAACCUUUGGAGAAGUUCACAAGAGGCUUGUGUGAAGUGCUGGAUAGCCCUUGUGGGGACACUUCUUUCCAGUUUUCUUAUCACCUUAGGCCAUCGCCAGAACUUUUAGCGGACUCAAAACUUUAUGAAUCAUUUGAGGAAAACCAGGUUGUCGUUGAUGAGGAGAAGAUUAAAUAGUCCAUUUGUAAAAGCACCAACUUUACAGAGGCCAUUUGUAAAAGCCACAUCUUCAUUGACCGCAUCCUCGCGCACAGAGGACCGAUAUGGAGUGGCACAACUCUCCGGACGCAAUGCCGCUGUGGUCUCCGCACUGUUGUCAGGUUUAUUAGCCGCGGAAGCCCUGAUGGGCAAGAAGACCAGCUUAGAAUCUUCCCAUCACCACCAGAUGGACCCCACAGGGAUCAAAUGGGCAACACUGAACAGCAGCUCUGGAAGAAGAGACCCAACUCCCUCUGGGGUUGCAGGGAGAAGAAAGGGGAGCCUUCUGUACACAAAAGCCUAUUCAAUGGCAGAUGUCCUUAGGACUUCCAUUUACAGCAUUGUGGUCGCGUUCCACGACGAAAUGUCAGCCAGUUUAAGGGCAGGUACCCUUGAGAAGGACUGGAUCGGAGCGCCUCUCUAUGGGACGCGGGAGCUGCUUCUGCAGAAAUUACGCCUAUUUCUCGAUUUCCAAGCUAACUAAUUUGUUUUAGUCUUUCACAGCACAAGAGAGAAUGAUGAUGGGGGGGAUGGUUUGGAAAUGGAAACUGUGGUAGGAAAGAAUGUUAUCUAUGAAAAAACUGUAACAUUACUU